Molecule: messenger RNA, 1727 nt
Organism: Trachemys scripta elegans
Lineage: Eukaryota; Metazoa; Chordata; Testudines; Emydidae
Gene: RFXAP
Product: regulatory factor X associated protein
Exons: 4
Coding region: 138-812 (224 amino acids)
Biological process (GO): regulation of transcription by RNA polymerase II
Cellular component (GO): nucleus
Source: RefSeq, a predicted model, not a curated record
UGUGGCUACCGGUCCAGAGCCGCCCGGCGCUCGGCGGGUGGGAGAGCGGAACGGAGGGUCCGGGCGGCAGCAGCAGGGCCCUGCGGCCCGGCCCCGCCGCCGCUUCCUCCUCGCCCCCCCAGCUGACGCUGCUGGUGAUGCAGCCGUGCAGCGGCGACGAGGAGGCGGCGGGGGGCAUCGGGCGACCCCGGGGCGCCGCGCAGGACCCGGAGACCUCCGGAGGCCUCGUGUUCCUGUGCGAGGUGUGCCCCAGCGAGGGCGAAGGGGACGCGGCCGAGGAGGGCGAGCCGGCGGGCGGCGAGAGCACGGCCAGCCCCGAGGAGCUGGAGGACGAGGAUGCGGCGGCGGCCUCCGGCGGGGAGGGCCCCGCGGGCGGCGGGGGCUGCAAGAGCUGCACGUACCAGGGCUGCAGCGAGACCACCACGCAGGUGGCCAAGCAGCGCAAGCCCUGGAUGUGCAAGCGCCACCGCAACAAGAUGUACAAGGACAAGUACAAGCGCAAGAAGAGCGACCAGGCCCUGGGCGGCGGCGGGGCCGGGGCGCCCCCAGCGCAGGGCGGGGCUGCCACCCCCGGGGGCAGCGCGCGGGCCGAGGAUUGCGUUGAAGGUUCAGUUUCUGUUACAAAACAAAGAACAGGGUCUAUUGGAGAUCGCCCAGCAAGACCUACUCUUUUAGAACAAGUAUUGAAUCAGAAAAGGCUGUCAUUGUUAAGAAGUCCGGAGGUCGUACAGUUUCUGCAGAAACAACAGCAGCUGCUAAGUCAACAAGCUUUGGAACAAAGGCAGCAACAGUUUCCAGGAGCACCUGUGUGAUGGGGACAAAGAUCUGCAGCAGAAUCUUAUGCUGAAGUGGUGGAGGGAUAUGUCUCUUACAUAAGUGAAAAAAGUGCAACAGUACCAUACACUAGUGUGUCAACAGUAUCUGACUACUUGGGUUAGCCCAGGAUGCUCUAACAAUGAAGGGCUGAACACCUCCUGUGAGCCAGCAGCUCCCACUGAAAUCAACGGUAGAUGUGGAAAACUAAGCUCCUCAUAGGAUCUAGCCCAUAAUGCUUUGCAAUAGUGUGACAGACUGUAGUCGUAUGUUCACCACUUUUACAAAACUAUGAUAAAUCUUGUACAAAAUAUGUCUUGUGAGGUAUUGUUUGAAAACUCAUAACUCGCUGAUCAUUAUCGUCCUGAUAGAAUAUGUCUGGCAACAUUGUAUGUAAAGUUAGUAACAUCAAACAGUGGAAUCUUAUAUGGCAUAUUCCAAUUCUGGGGAAGCAGCCCAAACCAGUUCCUCAGAGACAAAAGGAAAAUGGACGCCUCUGCCAGGUGUCAACAAAAUCAAUUGGACAAUCACCUGGGUAAGCAGCCAUUCUUUGGCAGGAAGAAGGGUGUGAGCAAUAAAUUUUCAUCUUGGGAGACAGAUUUGCUGCCACCUGAACCCCAGCUGGAGAUGAUUCUCUGAGAGGAGGAAAAGAUAUAAAAAUGAGGAACAGAGGACACAAAUCACCUCUCUCCUCCCUCCCUUUCCAUCUGCUCAUGGCGUUAAUGACACCUGAAGAAACACUGAACGGGGGGGAGGAGGCCUGACUGAAGGAGUUCAGCCAGUAAAAGCAUGUGGUGAGAAAUAUCUUUGCUUUGAAUUCACUCAGCUUGAUAAGUUAGGUGUUAGUUUGCAUUUUACCUUUUAUUUCUUUGUAACCAAUUCUGACUUUUAUAUCUCAUUACUCGUAAUCACUU